Oncorhynchus gorbuscha (pink salmon) is the source of this 3812-nucleotide messenger RNA. Its product is annotated as palmitoyltransferase ZDHHC16B-like. Gene Ontology annotation, biological process: protein palmitoylation. NCBI's taxonomy places the organism in Eukaryota, Metazoa, Chordata, Actinopteri, Salmoniformes, Salmonidae. The transcript is spliced from 10 exons. The record is from RefSeq and is a predicted model, not a curated record. Gene Ontology annotation, molecular function: palmitoyltransferase activity. Gene Ontology annotation, cellular component: Golgi apparatus. Bases 550 to 1632 code for a protein of 360 amino acids.
UGAUGUUAUGCAUCUAGCUAUGUUAUUUCAAUGUGAUGUUUAUACUCUUAAGUUUUAAAGAACUGCAAAUACCGAUUUUUGAUUAGAAAAUAGGCAUCUGCACAGAUGCCGUAUCUCUCUAGUCAUAUGACGUCUCUACUUCCUGCUUGGAGAACCAAUUUUGAGACAACGCUGUUUUCUCCUCUAAUAAGAAAUGUUUCCAGAUAUCAUUUAUGGUACUCAUUAAACAUGAAAAUCCCAAAAGGAUGGAUGAUGUAGCGCAGCUUGAAUCAAUCAACAGAUUAGCAGGGAACGGUUUUUAUUGACAUGUUGAAAUGUACAAAAAAAAAAAAUCAUUUCCCAAGAUCCAAUGCAUGUCCGAAGGGGCGCGACGUCUCGAGGAUUUUUGACACAAGAAAAUAAGAUAGUCUGCUUCCGCGCGCGAUUUAUAAUGUUUUGCUCACUUUGCGAAAUCUCUUGAGUGUAGCUAACAUUUCACAGUUAUAAUGACUUGAAUGUCAAUGCAUUUAACCUAGCUGGUCCUAUUUUCUCGGAAGAUAAGACUGGGCCAUGCGCAGCUGGAGGUGGCAGUUCUCCAGGAUGAUGAGCCUUUGUCUGUGCUGGUGCCGGCUGUGUCCUAAGCGAGGGGUGCGCCCCAGCAAGCCCCGGAGGAAGCUAGGAGAGCUGUGGAGCUACUGGAAGCUGCUGCUCAACUCCCUCUACUUCAACAGCCUCACCAACUUUGACACCUACCUGGAUUGUGUCUUUGAACCAAUCUACUGGAUUGUGGACAAUGUGACUCGCUGGUUUGGGGUGGUAUUUGUGUGCCUGGUGAUUGCCCUCACCAGCUCUGUGGUGGUCGUUGUCUACCUGUGCCUGUUGCCUGUUAUCCUCAACACCUACCCACUGCUGUGGAUCAUCUGGCACCUCACCUAUGGCCACUGGGUCCUCAUGAUGGUCCUUUUCCACUACUACAAGGCCACCACCACCUCCCCUGGACACCCACCACAGGUUAAAAGUGAUACACCGUCAGUGACCAUCUGUAAGAAAUGCAUCGUCCCCAAACCAGCCAGGACUCACCACUGCAGCAUCUGCAAUACGUGUAUUCUGAAGAUGGAUCACCACUGUCCUUGGCUCAACAACUGUGUGGGCCACUUUAACCACCGCUACUUCUUCUCCUUCUGCCUGUACAUGACCAUGGGCUGCAUGUACUGCAGCGUCAGCUGCAAAGACAUGUUCAUAGAGGCUUACAACGCUGUCGAGAGCUACUAUCAGACCCCACCAGCACUGUUUUCCUUCAGGGAAAAGAUGGUCCACAAUGGUGUCAUUUUCAUUUGGGUGCUGACAAGUUCGGUGGCAGUUGCUCUGGGAGGUCUGACCCUGUGGCAUGCUAUCCUCAUCACUCGAGGAGAGACCAGUGUGGAGAGGCACAUAAACAAGAAAGAAAUCAGACGUUUAAAGGAGAAAGGAAAGGUGUUCCGAAAUCCAUACCACUAUGGGAAAAUAAACAAUUGGAAAGUUUUGUUUGGUGUGGAGGAGACAAGUCACUGGUUGACCAGAGUCCUCCUGCCGUCUAACCACGUUCCCCAUGAAGAUGGACUGAUAUGGGAAUGCCCUCGGGCUCUCACCAGAAGAGACCCUAUGACCAUCUAACCUCCCACUACUCGCUGCUGGACAGUUUCUCAUCUCCACUUUAUGGGCCAUGAUCACUGCUAUAGCCCUGGCCCCUGGAUGGUGGGGUAGACAGAAGACUUCUUUUAGCCUCUGAGGAGUGGACUAUUUGGUGUUUAUUGUGGCCCAUGAGUCCAGGGACCUUAAUCUGACCUCCAGUCACUGUCAUGUGAAGGGAACUGAUGGUCCUGUCUUUAAUAGUCUACUUGUCUUGUGGACUGACUGUUUUUGUACUGUUAGGUAUGUUGUCCAAAGUUGAUGUGAAGUGUGUGCUUUUUAAUUGUAUUGAAGUCACAGAAGAAGCAGUUUGGACUUUUUCAGUGCCAAAGAACAGCUUUCCACCAAAGGCUAGGUUCGAGCUAGAUAACCACAUGCCUUGGCCAUUGUCCAACUAUGGGUGAGUAGUCUGGAGACUGACAGAAUUACAUAAACAAUAUUACCAUUCAGGCUCCAGUUAGAUUAUGGUGCUCAUGUUACUGAGCAGUGCCCCUGUCAAUAUUAGGAAUUGUCAAAACAUUGCUAUGUGCCUUGUUAUGUUAAAUCUUUAACCUGUUUUCUAUUUGUUAAUUACCAGGCACUAAUGCAAAGUAGAGUUAUGUAUUUUCUACUAUUAUCCAACCUCUCCCACAUUGAUUUCCCCACUAAAAAGCGGCGUGUACACUACACGAUUUUGGUCCCGAUAGCUGUCCCGGUCACGUUUUUGAGAUCGGUAUUUUCAAACAUGGAUAUUACUAUAUCGGCACAAAACCAGCAAUGAUCGUGUAGUGUGAGAUGUGCAACAAGUUUUGAGAAUGGUGAUAAUAGCCAAUGAGAGCUCGCCAGUGAGAUGACGUUUCGCAUCACACAAUGUGUUGGUGCUCGAUCCGUGAAUACUAUUAGUACGCGUUUGUACUUCCCUUUAACCAACGCGUCAAGUCGUUACAGCUCUGAAGUUGACAAGCAAUGUUAUUAAAUUCAAAAUGUUGGCUAGAUAUUUCAACUCUGUAUGGCAAGCGUGAAAGUCUUAAAUAGAGCCGCACACUCUAGGAGCUCAGAUGCAAAACUAUUUAUGUCCAACGUUUCGACAAGCUGUUUUCAUCAGGGUAUAAUGACAAACAAUGCGAGGUGACUCAUCAUAGUGUCAAAAGACAGGUCUAUAAUCAUGGACAAAUACAAUUUGGCUACAGCGUGAAAGUCUGACUGAAAACGUUUGAGGCUGUUAAGACAGCUCGUUGUAGCUACAUUCAAUCUAAUAACAUUAUUUUUGCGAGAUAGCGUGGUAUCUAGAAUCCUCAAACAAGUGAAUUAUCUUGUAGUGUUUGACCCCCGUCUGUGCCACAUCGUUUAGUGCGCACCACUACGUUGGCAAGACAACUACAGGAAAGCGGUUAUUUAACCUCUACGGAAUUGGUGUCCUCCCCCCGGGGGAUGGUUGCGCUAACGUGAUGAGCAGAAAGCUUACAUUCUUGUUAAUCUAACUGCAAUGUCCAAUUGACAGUAGCUACUAGUGAAAGAAUCCCAUGCUAUUGUUGAGGAGAGUGCACAGCUAGGUACUUAAAUGUAUCAAACCAAUUAAGCACAUUGGAUCAGUCUAAAACUUUGCAGACUGCCAUCUAGUGGCAAAUCUAAAUUGCACCUAAACUGGAAUAAUACAUUGGUCCUUCUCUUGCAUUUCAAAGAAUACAAAAAAGUUCAAAAAAAUAUUUGACCAGAUCUGUGUUAUUCUCCUACAUUAUUUUCAAAGGAAUUAAUAAUAUGCAUAUCCUUGCUUCAGGUCCUGAGCUACAGGCAGUUUAGAUUUGGGUAUGUCAUUUUAGGUGAAAAUUGAAUUAGAAAAAAAUGGGUCAGAUCCUUGAGGUUUUUAAUUUGAGAGGCUCAGCGACGUUAAUUCUGAAAGUUGUGUAGUGUACACCCGGCUUAACCAACAUUAAGAUCACUUAACAUGGUCAUGCGCUCUGGAAGCUGCGGACUUCCUCCUUGCUUGUCUCGAAUAUGGCCACCAGUUAGAAUUCCUAGAAUGACCGGGAUAUGUGGCCAGCCUGUAAAUGGGAGGGACUGUGUGGUUGGCUGCUGUGACAUGACCAAUAGAAACUGUUUCACUAUAUUGCGCACAUCUAUCAUUACGAUUGAUAUUAGCUUGUAUUGUUUUAAUAUUUGAUAAAGGAUUGUUUUUGGAAACUUCA